AUGGUCGUUUUCGAAGUCCACACAUCGGCCCUGUUCGAUCCAAAGACCAAAUGUGUGCGUAAGAAUGUCGCAAUCACCGUCGACAGCCAGAGUGGCCUCAUCGUCGGCGUGCGUGAGCGCACAGAUGAGGAAGAAAAAGGUUUGCAAGUCAAUCUCGAUGAUGUUGAUUUGCGAGGCAAGUUUGUUAUGCCUGGCCUGGUAGAUGCUCAUACUCAUGUCUUCCUGCAUUCUUAUGACGAGACCGAUGCCCUUCGACAAAAGCGUGAUGAAAGUAUGACGGAGCGCAUCGUACGCGCCGUCAACCACUGCCAUACAGCACUCAUGGCCGGAUACACCACAUACCGAGAUCUGGGAUCCGAGGGCAUGCAGGAGUGUGACGCCAACUUGCGAGAUGCCAUCGCAAGGGGCCUUACGUCGGGCCCACGCCUCUUUGUAGCCACCAAGGUUCUCGCCAGCACUGGCUCAUUCGAGGCGCGUACCGAGAACAACUUGGGUGGACACUGCCUACCUGCGCAGGCCGACGCUGUAGACGGACCAGAGGAAUGUCGGAAAGCAGUCCGACGGCGUAUCGCAGCCGGUGCAGACAUCAUCAAAUUCUUCGCCGACUACAGACGGCGCAUCAUGCGAUCACCCCCCGCACAACAGCAUCCAUACAAGCCCAGUGUGCUGCAUCCGCCCAAGGAGCCGAACGCAGAUUACAUGGUAUUCUCGCAGGAGGAAAUGGAUAUGAUCGUGCGCGAGGCUAACCUGGCGAACUGUCCUGCAGUGGCGCACUGCUGUACGCUCGAGGGAGCAAUGGGCGCCGUUGAGGCGGGAGUCACUUCGAUCGAACACGGCUACUUUGCCACCGACGAGCUGUUUCAGCGCAUGGUGGCCAAAAAUGUGAUAUUCGUGCCUACAUUGGCCAUUGCCGAGAAAUUGCACGCAAAGCGCUUCCACAGCCACAUCCUGCCCCAGGCCAAAAGGGCGCAUGAGCUCGGUGUGCGUUUGGCCUGUGGUGGUGAUACGGGCACGUAUCCGCACGGCGACAAUGUACGCGAGCUAGAAUUAAUGAUUGAGGCGGGUGUUCCUGUCGCCGAUGUUCUCGAGUCUUGCACCAUGGGUGGCUGGGAGGCAUGUGGUGGUGACCUGUCGGGUCGACGCUUUGGCUGGUUCGAGGAAGGCUGUCAGGCUGAUAUUGUCGCCCUUGAUGAGGAUCCGCACGUCUCGGCGACGGCCCUUAGAAACGUCAACUUCGUCAUGAGGGAUGGAACCAUUUUUAAAUUGAACAACAAGCCGUGGAGGAUAUGA
Molecule: messenger RNA, 1290 nt
Organism: Exophiala aquamarina CBS 119918
Lineage: Eukaryota; Fungi; Ascomycota; Eurotiomycetes; Chaetothyriales; Herpotrichiellaceae
Exons: 2
Coding region: 1-1290 (429 amino acids)
Molecular function (GO): hydrolase activity, acting on carbon-nitrogen (but not peptide) bonds
Source: RefSeq, a predicted model, not a curated record